This is a messenger RNA of Xenopus tropicalis (tropical clawed frog), 2525 nucleotides long. Its product is annotated as protocadherin gamma-B2. Gene Ontology annotation, cellular component: plasma membrane; membrane. The record is from RefSeq and is a predicted model, not a curated record. The transcript has a single exon. Gene Ontology annotation, biological process: homophilic cell-cell adhesion; cell adhesion. Gene Ontology annotation, molecular function: calcium ion binding. The coding region runs from base 108 to 2525 and encodes 805 amino acids. NCBI's taxonomy places the organism in Eukaryota, Metazoa, Chordata, Amphibia, Anura, Pipidae.
UGAGUCUAUCUAUCUUUCUGCAUUUUUGCAAAAAAAUAUCCAGUCUUGUGAUAAGAAAAGGGCAAAAAUAUAAAUUGGCAUCUGGCAUCUGGCAACAGGGGGAGAAGAUGAUCUGUGGAAACAUCCAAAAGGCAGUAACAUGGCAAGUAUUUUUCUUCAUUCUUUGCCUUUUCUAUAAUGUUCUGUAUGGGCAGAUUCAGUACUCAAUACCUGAAGAAAUGAAACAGGGAUCUGUAAUAGGAAAUAUUGCAAAUGAUUUUAACUUGGAUGUUAAGGAAUUGUCUCUUAGAAAUCUGCAUAUUGCAUCUCAUGACAAAAAACAGUAUGUCAAUGUUAAUUUAGAAAAUGGAGACUUGGUUAUUACAGAAAAGAUAGACAGAGAAGCAUUGUGUGGAACAGAACAGCAAUGCAUAUUAAACCUCAAAGCAAUGAUUGAAAAUCCUCUCCAGAUCUUCAGCAUUAAAGUUGAAAUUCAAGACAUUAAUGACAAUGCCCCAAGUUUUCCCAAGAAUUCUUUGAAAAUAGUGAUUAGUGAAUCUGCCUUACCGGGGGUGCGAUUUGGCCUGGGCUAUGCACAAGAUCCAGAUCUUGGUAUCAAUUCUGUACAGAGCUAUGGACUUAGCACAAAUGACUAUUUCAUUCUUGGAGAAAGAACCAGCAGUGAUGGAAGUAAAUAUCCUGAGUUAGUACUGGAAAAGUCUUUGGAUCGAGAACAGCAAAGCUCCAUUGAGUUAAGUCUAACUGCUUCUGAUGGAGGUAGACCAAUGAAAACUGGUACAACUUUAAUCAGAAUUGUUGUUUAUGAUACUAACGAUAACCACCCUGUUUUUAGUCAGGAUAAUUAUCAGGUUAAUAUAUAUGAAAAUGUAGCAAACAAUUUCUCAGUUCUACAGAUACAGGCCAGCGAUAUAGAUGAAGGUGCGAAUGGCCAAAUUACGUAUUCAUUUACUCACAUUCCCGAGAAUGCGCUACACAUUUUUUCAAUAGAUUCUCAAACUGGGCAGAUAACAAAAAUAGGAGACCUUGACUACGAGGUAACAAAGAAAUACACACUGACAGUAGAAGCUAAAGAUGGCGGGGAGUUGGUUUCCCACUGUAAAGUGUCAAUCCAGGUUAUAGAUGCCAAUGAUAAUGCACCUGAAAUACAAAUCAAUUCCUUCUUGGGUACAGUUCCAGAGGACUCUCCACCUGAAACAGUCAUAGCAAUUAUUUAUGUGCACGAUUUGGACUCAGGAGAAAAUGGUGAAGUUGUCUGUCAGAUUCCUGAAAACCUACCUUUUCAAUUAAUUACAUUAACCGAAAGCUACUACAAACUAGUGACUUUAUCAAGAAUGGACAGAGAAAGAAUCUCUGAAUAUAAUAUCUCAAUAACUGCCAAAGAUAAAGGAACACCAUCACUAUCCUCCUUAAAAACAAUAAGGGUAGCUUUAACAGAUGUCAAUGACAACAUCCCUGUUUUUGAAAAAACACAUUAUGUUACCUAUGUACCUGAAAACAACCAACCAGGAAUGUCUAUACUCCAUGUUAAUGCAUUAGAUCUUGACAUUAAUGACAAUGGAUUCAUUACUUAUUCAGUUAUUAGUACAGAUAUCCAAAAUAUCCCCAUAUCUUCACAUGUUUCCAUAAACUCUGCAACUGGAGUUAUUUAUGCCCUCCAUGCUUUUGAUUAUGAACAGAUACGAGAAUUUGAAUUCCAGGUGAUGGCUACAGACAACGGGUCUCCUUCUUUGAGCAGCAAUGCCACCAUUAGGGUUUGCAUUAUUGAUAAGAAUGAUAAUUCUCCAAAGAUUCUCUAUCCAUCGUCAGACACUGAAGGAACAGCAUUAUAUGAAUUUAUUCCUCAGUCAUCUGAGAGAGGUUACCUAGUUACCAAAGUGAUUGCAGUGGACGCUGACUCUGGGCACAAUGCGUGGCUUUCUUAUCACCUAUUACAGACUCAAGAGCCGUCAGUUGUUAUGAUUGGUCAAAGUACGGGAGAAAUCAGGUUAGCGCGGGAUUUCCAAGAAACAGAUUCUACAAGGCAAAAAAUUGUUGUCAUGGUAAAAGAUAACGGGGAGCCCGCACUAUCUGCUACAGUUACACUGAAUCUGAUUAUAGCUGAAAACUUUCAAGUUCUCCCUGAAACGAAUAACAAGUCCGUAAAGUUAGACAAUCCAUCUAAUUUAUCUCUGUAUCUUGUAAUUGCAAUUGCAAUGAUUUCCCUUUUGUUUAUUAUAACUGUGACUGGCACAUUGGUUUAUAAAUGUAGAAAAUCCAACCCUUCACCUACAUUUGGGAUGUUUGAUAAAGACAUUUAUCCACAAGUGGCUUUUAGAUAUCCUACACAGCUGAGUGAUGGAACCUUACCAUUUCCAUUUUCCUAUGAUGUAUGUGUGACACUGGAUUCAAGCCAGAAUGAGUUUGCCUAUCGGAAGCCAAGUGAGAAUAUUCCAACAGAGAGUCUUAUUGAUACAGAUAAUUUGGUUAUAAUUAAUGAUUCUAUAAAAGAAGUCCUGCCUGACAGCGGUUUAUCACAGGUAAGAUAG